UGCAGUAAACCUCAUGUAAAUUAUAGAAGCCAUGGUCCACCACAAUUAAGUCUUAUUACAUUGUAUACCAAAAGGAGAUAAAUUUGACAAGCAGCUAAGAUUAACUAUCUUUUCCCUUAAAACAAAUUACUAAUUAAUGUUAUUUACAUUCAACGACCAACAACAUACCCCAUUUUCUCCAGUGUCUUUUUUCUCACAAUUUUUCCCUCUAAAAGAUUAACUUUUAAAUUCAACCUUAAAGACAAACAUUCUUCCUAGGCCUAUAAAAACACCUUGAAUAUCAUAGGUUACUUCAUUCUUUCACUCAAAAAUAAAAAUAAAAAAAUAAAAAAUGGAACACUCAUAUUUUGCUUCGUCUUCUAGGUCUAUUGAAAAUCAAAUUGAACCAUUUGAUUUUUUUGCAGAUAAAACCCAAAAUGCAUUUGAAUUUCUUAGUUUGUCUCAACCAUCUAAUCAAAAUAUUGAGAAAAUGUCAAAUUAUGAAGAAAACCCUAAUUGGAACAAUAUUGAAGAUGAUGUGACUGUUGCGUUACACAUUGGUCUUCCAAAUUCUAGCAAUAAUAAUAAUAAUAUUCCAAUUGAUCACAACAAAAGUGAUGGAAAUAUUAUUGGAGCAACCACUCAAUAUUGGAUACCAACUCCUUCACAAAUCCUUGUUGGCUUCACCCAUUUUUCUUGUCACAUUUGUCACAAAACUUUCAAUCGUUACAACAAUCUUCAGAUGCACAUGUGGGGUCAUGGAUCACAAUAUAGAAAAGGACCAGAAUCACUUAAAGGAACACAACCAAGAGCCAUGUUAGGGAUCCCAUGCUAUUGUUGUGAAGAAGGGUGCAAAAACAACAUAAAUCAUUCUAGGGCUAAGCCAUUGAAGGAUUUUAGAACCCUACAAACACAUUACAAGAGGAAGCAUGGAACAAAGCGAUUCGCGUGUAGAAAAUGUGGCAAGUGUUUAGCUGUGAAAGGAGACUGGAGAACACACGAAAAAAAUUGUGGAAAACGUUGGCUAUGUGUUUGUGGUUCCGAUUUUAAACACAAGAGAUCUUUGAAGGAUCAUAUCGCGUCGUUUGGAGAAGGUCACGGGGCUUCUUCUCCUGCUAAUAAUAAUUCAUUUGAUGGAGUUGAAGUUCAGAGAUCAGCAAAUUUUUACGUCUGAUAUGCACAUUGGAAGUUUCUUUAACAAGAAUUAUCAAUAACAAGUUUUCUUUUGGGUAUAUUUGUGUGUUAUGAAUUGAAACUGAUAGACAAAUUAGCAAACGUAUCAAAAUAUAUGCACUUAUUUUUGGUGCAACUUAUAUUCAUGUGCAUGAAAAUCUCCGAAUUUGUAUGAAAAAUUGUAGAGACGUGAUAACAAAAAAGUAGUUUCUAAACUAUGUUUAUUUACUAUAUCGUUGAGAAGUGCUUCUCUAUUUGAAUAUCUUUUGCUAUUUUUUCAAUCAUCAAGUAUCAAAUGAAAUUCAAUCUUGGGAAUUAAAUCAAAUAGAAUAUAUUUAUUUUCAAAUUUCAGUUUAUGAUUUUCUAAAUUUUAAAGUUUUAAAAUUGAAUCAAAGUACCUGUGUUAAUUUCUAAAAGUUGAUUAAAUUUACCCUCGAUGAGCGAAAUUGACAUGCAAAAGAGUAAAGAUUAUUUUCCACUUUUGUUUU
Solanum lycopersicum (tomato) is the source of this 1640-nucleotide messenger RNA. RefSeq names its product protein TRANSPARENT TESTA 1. The record is from RefSeq and is a predicted model, not a curated record. NCBI's taxonomy places the organism in Eukaryota, Viridiplantae, Streptophyta, Magnoliopsida, Solanales, Solanaceae. Gene Ontology annotation, molecular function: DNA-binding transcription factor activity. Gene Ontology annotation, cellular component: nucleus. Gene Ontology annotation, biological process: regulation of gene expression; anatomical structure development.